AUGAGAACACUCAACCAAAAGGUCAAAGCUGAGACAGUGUCAAAGGAGACAUCAGAAAGGAGAACACUCAACCUAAAAGUCAAAGCUAAGACAGUCAAAGCUGAGACAGUGUCAAAGGAGACAUCAGAAAGGAGAACAUUCAACCAAAAGGUCAAAGCUGAGACAGUGUCAAAGGAGACAUCAGAAAGGGGAACACUCAACCAAAAGGUCAAAGCUGAAAAAGUGUCAAAGGAGACAUCAGAAAGGAGAACACUCAACGAAAAGGUCAAACCUGAGACAGUGUCAAAGGAGACAUCAGAAAGGAGAACAUUCAACCAAAAGGUCAAACCUGAGACAGUGUCAAAGGAGACAUCAGAAAGGAGAACAUUCAACCAAAAGUAUCAUGAGAGACAUCAGAAAGGAGAACGCUCAACCAAAAGGUCAAAACUGAGACAGUGUCAAGAGAGACAUCAGAAAGGAGAACGCCCAACCAAAAGGUCAAAGCUGAGAAAGUGUCAAAGGAGACAUCAGAAAGGAGAACACUCAACCAAAAGGUCAAAGCUGAGACAGUGUCAAAGGAGACAUCAGAAAGGUGAACGCCCAAGCAAAAGGUCAAAGCUGAGACAGUGUCAAGGGAGACAUCAGAAAGGAGAACGCCCAACCAAAAGGUCAAAGCUGAGACAGUGUCAAGGGAGACAUCAGAAAGGAGAACGCCCAACCAAAAAGUCAAAGCUGAGACAGUGUCAAGGGAGACAUCAGAAAGGAGAAUACUCAACCAAAAGGUCAAAGCUGAGACAGUGUCAAGGGAGACAUCAGAAAGAAGAACACUCAACCAAAAGGUCAAAGCUGAGAAAGUGUCAAAGGGGACAUCAGAAAGGAGAACAUUCAACCAAAAGGUCAAAACUGAGAAAGUGUCAAAGGAGACAUCAGACAGGAGAACACUCAACCAAAAGGUCAAAGCUAAGACAGUGUCAUGAGAGACAUCAGAAAGGAGAACACUCAACCAAAAGGUCAAAACUGAGACAGUGUCAAGGGAGACAUCAGAAAGGAGAAUACUCAACCAAAAGGUCAAAGCCGAGACAGUAUCAAAGGAGACAUCAGAAAGGAGAACACUCAACCAAAAGGUCAAAGCUGAGACAGUGUCAUGAGAGACAUCAGAAAGGAGAACGCCCAACCAAAAGGUCAAAGCUGAGACAGUGUCAAAGGAGACAUAAAAAUGAGAACACUCAACCAAAAGGUCAAAGCUGA
This is a messenger RNA of Pecten maximus, 1227 nucleotides long. Its product is annotated as axoneme-associated protein mst101(2)-like. The record is from RefSeq and is a predicted model, not a curated record. Bases 1 to 1227 code for a protein of 408 amino acids. The transcript is spliced from 3 exons. Lineage: Eukaryota; Metazoa; Mollusca; Bivalvia; Pectinida; Pectinidae.